Botrytis byssoidea is the source of this 1629-nucleotide messenger RNA. RefSeq lists its product as uncharacterized. NCBI's taxonomy places the organism in Eukaryota, Fungi, Ascomycota, Leotiomycetes, Helotiales, Sclerotiniaceae. The transcript has a single exon. Gene Ontology annotation, cellular component: mitochondrion; membrane. Gene Ontology annotation, molecular function: D-arabinono-1,4-lactone oxidase activity; FAD binding. The coding region runs from base 1 to 1629 and encodes 542 amino acids. The record is from RefSeq and is a predicted model, not a curated record.
AUGGACCCCGCAAUCAAAUCCGAAUUGGAAAAAUAUGGCGACGAUGUUCCAUUUCGCGCAGUAAAAAAUCAUACUCAAUCAACAUGGGCAAGAACAUUUCAUUCAUCUCCUGAAUUGUUCAUUCAACCACAAUCUAUCGCCGAAGUCGAAAAGGUCGUCAACCUUGCGCGAAGAUGUCGACGCAGAAUUACAACGGUAGGAUGUGGUCAUUCUCCUUCAAAUAUUACUUGCACAUCGAGCUGGCUCAUUAAUUUGGAUAAUUUCAACAAAAUUCUGUCUGCGGAUCGGGAAACAGGUGUUGUGGUUAUGCAAAGUGGUAUUCGAUUAUAUUCCGUGGGCGAACAACUUGAUGCUGUCGGUUUGGCAAUGCCAAAUUUGGGUAGUAUUAAUCAUCAAUCGAUCGCUGGAGCAAUUUCGACAGGGACUCACGGAAGUACUUUGCGACAUGGAAUUUUGUCAAGUUCAAUCUUGGAGUUGAAGAUUACUCUUUCGAAUGGUAGAACGGAAACUUGUUCACCGAAUCAAAAUGAGGAACUCUUUCGCGCUUCUCUCAUUUCUUUGGGAGCAAUUGGUAUCAUCACAGAAAUCACUUUCCAAGCCGUACCAGCUUUCACUCUUUCAUGGGAACAAACUGUGGAUACAGAUCUUCGAAUGAUGAACAACUGGGAUAAAACUCUUUGGACACAGACCGAAUUUGUUCGAGUUUGGUGGUUUCCUUACACAAGAAGAGCAGUUGUUUGGGCUGCUGAAAAGACAGAUUUGGCUCCCAUGCCUCCUCCAAAAUCUUACUAUGAUGCUUGGUUAGGUUAUCACGUCUAUCAUAAUCUUCUUGCUCUAGGACAUUAUGUUCCACGAAUUCUUCCAUGGGUAGAGUGGUUUGUCUUUGGUAUGCAAUAUGGAUUUGCAAAUGGUUCCAAGAGCUCCGCAAUUCAACCAUCUCGUCAAGCUCUCCUUAUGAAUUGUCUUUACUCGCAAUUCGUCAACGAAUGGGCAAUUCCAAUCUCCAAAGGUCCAGAAGCUUUAAAGAGAUUAAGUUCGUGGCUUAAUCAUCUUACUCCAGAAGAUUCAGAUUACGUUGCACAUGGCAUCCCUUAUUCAGCAGAAGGUCUAUACGUCCACGCACCUGUCGAAGUCCGCGUCACAGAAACAAGCAACAGUCUUACCCCUCGUCCACAUCUCGAUCCUACAUGUACAGAAGAAGCAACUCUUUACCUAAACGCAACUCUCUAUCGUCCAUAUGAUAUGGAUCCACCAUGUCAUGCAAGAUAUUACCAAGGAUUCGAAUUUUUGAUGCGAGAACUAGGAGGCAGACCUCAUUGGGCUAAGAAUUUCGAAACUACAGGUGAAGAUAUUGAAGAGAUGUAUGGAGAGAACUUGGAGAACUGGAGAAAGAUUAGAAAUAAUGCGGAUCCGGAAGGUAUGUUUGUAGGAGAAUGGCAUAGAAGAUUUAUUCUAGGAAAUGGACCUAGACUAGCGCUUGAAGAGGUGGAAAUUGGAAGGAAGAGGUUUAGAAAGGGGGGUGUCUUGGUUGAGGGUGUGGUUGGCGGGUUUAGAGAUGAGGAGGAUGAAGGAGAAGGAAGCGAGAGUGGAGAGAGUUUUGAUAUGUUGAGGGCUAGCGAGAUGAAGUAG